AUGAUUCACGCCGGUGUAUGCUCGGUGUUUGUUAAAAUUCUCAAAGAAGGUCCCAUGAAAGUGCAAGCAGUUGUUGCCUGGGCUGUAUCGGAGCUCAUAGCUCAUUAUCCAAAAUGUCAAGCUCUUUUCGCACAACACAACAUCGUUCGAUUACUCGUUGGACAUCUCGCAUUUGAAACUGUUGACCGACAGCUCCAUAACAGACAAAUUUACCCGCCUAUCAAUGUGUUUCCAUCCCUCUCUCGAUUGAUGAAGGUAAGGUCAAAGUUUUUCUUCAUAUAUGAUGUUAUGUUCUUAAUUAAGAAUUUAAUUUAUAGUAUGCAAGAGGAUUCUAUUAAAUCAAGUUCAUUCUUCCAACGAUCUCCUGCCCUUAACCAGCUUAAUCCCAAUCUGCAAAAUCCCAGUCAGCAAUUCGGGCAGCGUUCUGCUAGUGGGUCCCGUGCUUCUUCCCCACCACCUAAAGAAUCCGCAGAGAUGGAAUCUCCUACAGAAUCUAAUGAUAAUUCUAAAACAGCAUUGGUUGUAAAUCGAAAUGGAAAUGGAAAUGGAAAAGGAAAAGGCAAUCUUCAGACAACGGGUAGGAGCUCAUUUUCUUAUCAUGGUGAUCAGAAUUUCCCUGGUGCUCAAACGUUUUUGCCAGUUAUGCAAUUUGCGGGGCAGCAUCCUGGUGGGCCUGGAGUUCCUGCUGUUGGCAUGGCAUUCUCUGGCUAUGUUACUCAGCCCAAUGGAAUGGGGAAUUUAGAAAUGACAUGGCUACCUGUUUUGGCUGGUGCUGUUGGGGCUUUAGGUGCUGCAGGAGCUUUAGGGGCAACAUAUUGUUCACCUUAUAUCACAAUGGAUUGGUCUCAUCAUGCUAGGCCAUCUGGCCAGACUGGGUAUUGA
Molecule: messenger RNA, 882 nt
Organism: Lactuca virosa
Lineage: Eukaryota; Viridiplantae; Streptophyta; Magnoliopsida; Asterales; Asteraceae
Source: the annotation of a GenBank genome assembly